Molecule: messenger RNA, 3182 nt
Organism: Zeugodacus cucurbitae (melon fly)
Lineage: Eukaryota; Metazoa; Arthropoda; Insecta; Diptera; Tephritidae
Product: sodium-independent sulfate anion transporter
Exons: 6
Coding region: 782-2686 (634 amino acids)
Biological process (GO): transmembrane transport
Cellular component (GO): membrane
Molecular function (GO): sulfate transmembrane transporter activity
Source: RefSeq, a predicted model, not a curated record
ACUUGCAGCGUUUUGGGUUAUUGUUUACACGACGCCCGCCGCAUAGCCACCGUCGUUAGCGCGCUACGCUCCGCUUUGCUUUAAUACGCUGCAUUCACGAAAUAAAAUUCACACUUUCGGGCGAGCUACUUAAGAAUACCGACGGGACAGCGGGGCGUAUGAAAGACAGCGGCUAGUUACUUUAUAAACUGUGUGUGCUUAUGUAUGCAGCGGCUGUUUUAAGAUCCCAUUAACAGGCGAUUAUAUUUAGAGCAAAUAUACGACAAUUCUACAAAUGCGACAAUAAGUAACAUACAUACGUACAAUGUAAUAAGACGACGCGACGCGAGUAAUCAUACAUAAUACUUAUAAGAGCAGCGCUUACUCGAUGACACGAUCGGCUCAACAACAAAAAACAGUCAAAUUGAGCGGGAGCAGGUCAGACGGCGCAUAACGAAACGUGCAUUUUACCGCAAAGUUCAAAAGCAAAACAACGCGUGAUCGGAACGAAACCGUGCGGAUCACCAAAUGCGAUCAAUGUGAACAAAAAUACGUAUUAUAUAUACACAAGUGUCGAAGAGAUUAAUUUAUCAUAAAAAUAUACUCGUAAAUCUAGGUGUUUAGAAAGCAAGAAGAAAGUGUGUGGAAAAGUUUGAAGUUUUUAUAAUAAAAAGGAAAGAAAAUAAAUACUAAACAGUGCCAUUUAAAGUAGAUCACUACUUAAUAAAUAUUAAAAAAAAAUAAAAUAUAAUUUAAAAUACAAAUUUUUAAAGCUUAAAAAUAAUCAUAAAAACACUAAAACAUGUCGAACUACGAUAGUGGCACCAAGUCACAAAUGUUGCCACAGGAUGCCACACAAAUCAUUAUGGAAUCGGCGAAACCGUUCACCAGCGAUGCGCUGCGCCGCAAAUCGACACCACACACAGUGGGCGGUAAAAUGAAAAAGGCGCUACGCAGUCGUCUGGAAAUACUCAAUUGGAUUGGUGAUUAUAACACGGAAUGGGCCAUGAGUGAUUUAAUAGCGGGUAUAACACUCGGUCUAACCAUCAUACCCGAGAGUAUUGCCUGCGCACUGCUAGCCGGUCUACCUGCACGUUAUGGUCUGUGUUCGGCGUUUUUGGGUUCCUUCGUCUAUCUGAUAUUCGGUUCGAUAAAUAAAGUGAUCAUUGGUCCUACCAGUCUGGUGGCACUGGUCAGUUUGCAAUUCACUGUCGGCAAGCCAAUUGAAUUCGCUAUAUUGCUCACCUUCCUCACCGGCGUUGUGGAGCUGAUAAUGGGUUCGUUGCGAGUGGGUGUAAUAUUCGAAUUCCUCUCAGUGCCAAUCAUUAAGGCUUUCUCCUCAGCCACAGCUAUACUCGUCAUCGAAUCACAGAUCAAAGUUAUGCUGGGUGUCAAGUAUCUCGUGUCGGGGUUUAUUGCAUCUGUUGGCACGCUUUUACCCAGACUGCCGGAAACCAAUGUUGGCGAUCUCGUAAUGGGUCUGUUUGCGGUUUGUUUUCUGCUCGGCGUUGAGCAAUUGGAAAAAUUGGCGAAUCAUCCAAAAUUGAAUCCGAAAGUGAGCACCAUACUGCGUUAUUUAUCAUUCUCACGUAAUACUUUGGUCGUUAUAAUCACCGGCGCUGUUUCGUACAUUUGGCUCAGCGAGGAAAGCUCUGUACCAUAUGCGCUGAGCGCCAAUGCACUGUCAGGACUACCCAACUUUACGAUUCCAGAGUUCUCAGUGGAAACACCCGAAAAAACAUAUACAUUUGUCGAUAUGUUAGCCGAAUUGAAUGUUGGUAUUAUUGUUAUACCCAUCAUUGGUAUACUCACCAAUAUCUCAAUUGGUAAACUGACUCCCAAGGGCAUGGUCGAUGCUAAUAAGGAAUUGAUUACUGUUGGUUUGUGUAAUCUUGCGGGUUCCUGCGUACAAUCUAUGCCUGUUUCAGGCGCUUUCUCACGCUAUGCCAUCAGUAAUGGUUGCGGGCUCAAGACGCCUAUGGCCAAUUUGUAUUUAGGUGCCAUUGUGCUGCUGGCGCUUGGCUUUCUCAGUCCCUACUUCAAUUACAUACCCGAAUCAACGCUCGCCGCCAUUUUAAUGUGUUCCAUUGUCACACUUCUGGAUUUGAAGCUGCCAUGUCGCCUGUGGCGUGAUGCGAAGCGCGACUUCUGCGUUUGGGUAUUAUGUUUCACAGUGUGUAUACUGUGCGGUGUGGAAGUAGGCCUGCUGGUCAGUAUUAUAGUCACAGUGCUGCAUUUACUAUUCAUGUGGGCGCAUCCCAAGAUCUCAGUGAAAAUUGAAGAGGCCAAUGAGCUGCAGUACAUACGUAUUACCCCCGUCGGCGUCAUCUACUUCCCCGCCAUCAAUCAUUUGCGCGCCAAAGUGAUGAAGGCAUGCGAACGCGUACAAUUCAGUCUGCCCGUGGUCAUGGACUGCCACAAGAUCACCGGCAUUGACUUCACUGCGGCGAUGGGUAUCUCGAAGUUGCCCGACGAUCUGUCACAAUCGGAAAGCGGCGAUGGACCACUGUUGGUCAUACAUCGGCUCGGGGCGGAUAAACAGCGACUAAUUCAACCAUCCGCCAAGUUGAUAUUCUGCGAAGAUGACGAGCGAUUGAGCGAGUGCAUCACACAGGAAUCGCUAAAGAAUGGCAAUGUGGUGUUAAAAGAACAAGAGAAAUCUGUGAAUGGGGUGCUAAGUGAGACCCACUUAGAUUUGCAUUAUUAAAGCGAAGCGAAGAACAAGUAGAAGUAGAGCAAGACACAAAGCGCGUACGGCAAGUGGGUCUCUGUGAUAACUGGGGAAUAUCGAAAGAAGAAAGGAAGGCAUAUAAAUAAUAAUUGGGACAAAUGGAAAGCUUGGAGACACAUCAAACACACACAUAUGCCGCAACGCGCUUGUAUGGUUGUAUAAUAUUUAUGUCAUAGCUAGUGCCUAAGUAUUAGCUAGUGGAUAUAUCUAUAUUUAAGCUGUACGCCAUUGUUGUUGCCAUCGUCAAUGUUUAGCCAGAGAGUAUUGGAAUGUUUGUGUGCAAAAAAAAAUAUUAAAUAAAAAAAUGCACAAAUGUUCAUUUAGUUGUAAUUUCAGUUGAAUAAUAACAAUAGCAAAAUGUUAAUGUAAGCGCAUACAUAUGUGAUCGUAUGUAUGUAUGUAUGUAUGUAAAUAUAGUUUAUCUUACAGUAUUUGAAGAGAAGAAAGAAGAAGAAAAAAACCUAAAUAAAUU